Australozyma saopauloensis is the source of this 1377-nucleotide messenger RNA. It is a transcript of the gene MAS1, whose product is annotated as Mas1p. Gene Ontology annotation, cellular component: mitochondrion. The coding region runs from base 1 to 1377 and encodes 458 amino acids. The transcript has a single exon. Gene Ontology annotation, molecular function: metal ion binding; metalloendopeptidase activity. Lineage: Eukaryota; Fungi; Ascomycota; Pichiomycetes; Serinales; Metschnikowiaceae. The record is from RefSeq and is a predicted model, not a curated record.
AUGCUUAGACGUUGCGCCAGAAACUUGGCCACGGCCGCUUCUAAGGUGGCCUCGCCUACCUACAAAACAACCGUGCUCCCCAACGGUCUUACGGUCGCUUCUGAGGCUAUGCCCGGUACAAAAACGGCCACCGUUGGAAUGUGGAUCAAUGCCGGGUCUAGAGGUGAUAACAAUGCCAAUAGCGGUACUGCCCACUUUCUAGAACAUUUGGCCUUCAAGGGAACUUCUAAAAGAUCUCAAUACUCCCUAGAGCUCGAGAUCGAGGACUUGGGAUCUCAGAUUAAUGCUUACACCUCCAGAGAGAACACAGUGUAUUAUACUAGAUGUCUAGCUAGAGACUUGGAGCAGAACAUAGACAUUUUGAGCGAUCUUCUCACCAAGUCCAAGCUAGAUAAGCAGGCUAUCGAGAAGGAGAGACCGGUUAUUUUGCAAGAGAGCGAUGAGGUCGAUAAGAUGUUUGACGAGGUGGUGUUCGAUCAUCUCCAUGAAAUAGUGUAUGAUCGCCAGCCUUUGGGCAGAACCAUUUUGGGACCCCGUGAGAAAAUCCGCACCAUCAGUAGAGAUGACUUGCUUCAGUACAUCAAGACCAACUACAAAGGCGACCGCAUGGCCCUUGUGGGAGCAGGCUGUGUAGACCACGAAGAGCUUGUGAAAAACGCCACCAAAUACUUCGGCCAUCUCGAAAAGAGCGAGAAUCCUUUCACUGCUCAUGGUGAUGAUCUCCCCAUUUUCCACGGCGCGGAAAGAAGGAUUCAAGACGACUCCUUGCCUGUGACUCACGUCGCUUUAGCUGUUGAGGGUGUGAGCUGGUCGGCGCCAGAUUUUUUCACAUCCUCGGUUGCCAACGGUAUCAUUGGAUCAUGGGACCGCUCCAUUGGAAUUGGUUCUGACUCACCUUCUCCUCUUACUGUCACCGCAGCUAUGGGUGGCCCCGGUAGCACUCCUAUCGCUAACUCCUACAUGGCUUACACAACUUCUUACGCUGACAGCGGUCUCAUGGGAGUUUACUUCACUGCUGACAGCAACACUGACAUGUCUUUAUUUGUCAAUGCAGUGAUGGGCGAGUGGGCUCGUCUCAAGUCUGGAAACAUCACUGAUGAGGAAGUUGAAAGAUCAAAAGCUCAAUUGAAGGCAUCUUUGGUAUUGGCCCUCGACGACUCCACCGCCAUCGCUGAAGAUAUUGGCCGUCAAUUGGUUAACACAGGUUUCAGAUUGUCCCCUGAGGAUGUCUUCGAGAGAGUUGAAAGCAUCACAAAGAAGGAUGUUGUUGACUGGGCCAAUUAUAGACUCAAGGAUAAGCCUAUCGCCAUGGCAGCUUUGGGAAAUUGUACCUCUUUGCCAUCCCAUCAGGAAUUGAAUAAGGGCAUGUCUUUGUAG